This is a messenger RNA of Medioppia subpectinata, 1340 nucleotides long. Lineage: Eukaryota; Metazoa; Arthropoda; Arachnida; Sarcoptiformes; Oppiidae. The record is from the annotation of a GenBank genome assembly.
AUGCGAUUCUUCCACAACACGAGCAACACAUGGCUCACCGAAAUGGCCGAGUCUUACGUGAAGCCAACGUCGGCCUGCAGUCAGCCGUGCUCUUCGGGUCAGUACAGGCAAUACCACGAGUCCAACACGUGUUGCUGGCACUGCACCGCCUGUUUCAUCGACGAGUACGUCUUCAACGAGACCUACUGUAUGCAGUGUCCCAAAGGGUUUGUCCCAAACGAGACCAAAACGGGCUGCAAUAAGUUGCCCAUUGAGUACAUGCAAUGGGACAGUCCGUGGACUAUAGUGCCCGCUUCGUUCGCCUCGUUGGGAAUCGUGGCCACACUCUUCACGAUCGCCGUAUUCUUCCGGUUCAACGACACGCCCAUAAUCAUGGCCUCCGGCCGUGAGUUGUGUUACAUACUGUUGUCGGGAAUAAUGCUGUGUUAUGUCAUAAGUUUCGUGAUUCUGGCCAAACCGACGCUCAUCACGUGCUCCAUCACCCGAAUCGGGCUGAGUCUCGGGCUAUGCAUAUGCUAUUCGGCGAUUCUGACCAAAACGAACCGCAUAUCACGUAUAUUCAAUCGGGGCAUCAAGAAUGGCAUGAAGAGGCCCUCCUAUACCAGUCCCCGAUCGCAGAUAAUUAUAUGCAUUUGUUUGGUUAGCGUUCAGUUAGUGUUCAUAAUCGCGUGGAUCAUCCGCGACCCGCCCUCCGUCAAGGAAGUCAUCUAUAGUCAGGCCUAUCGACAGUUUUCUGUCCUCCAGUGCGGUAUAUCGAGCGCAUCGAUGGGCGUAUCGCUCGUCUAUAAUAAACUGUUGAUCAUUAUGUGCACCACAUAUGCAUUCAAGACCAGAAAAAUACCCGAGAAUUUCAAUGAAGCCAAGUAUAUUGGUUUUACCAUGUAUUCCACUUGUAUUGUUUGGUUGGCAUUCAUUCCCAUCUAUUUUGGUACAAAUAAUGAUUUCAAAAUCCAAAUCGGCAGCCUUUGUAUGUGCAUAUCGAUCAGCGCUACGGUAGCUCUCGGGUGUCUAUUUGUGCCCAAACUAUACAUAUGCUUAUUUCAAAGCUACAAAAACGUGCGCCACGUGCCCGGGGCUACCAAUACACAGCAGAGCAACUCCACGUCGGGUGUGUUGCGGUUCGCUCGGCCCACCUGUUCGGCCAUAAUCGGCGCCACAGCUAUGGUCAGCGCCCAUCACUGCGCGCCUAUGAUUGUGAUACCGGAGCCCUCGUCGGGCGACAUGAAGACCACGUCGACCACAAACGGCGAGUGGACGUCGCCCUCGGCUGAGGAGAGCGCCGAUGAGAAGGAGGAGAAAGAGAAAUACAUUUGAUUCCCAAUGCAUAUAAUCCGUGCGGA